AUGUGGGAGAAGUUAAAGAAGAUCGUGAAGAAAAACUUACUGGUGAUACUGACGGUGACUGCGGUCAUUGCUGGUAUUUGUAUUGGACUCGGACUGCGAAAUGUAAAGCUCUCCCCAGCUCAGGUGAUUUAUUUUGGCUUCCCCGGGGAGUUGUUGAUCAACCUACUGAAGAUGAUCAUCAUGCCACUGGUAGUGUGCAGCCUCAUAUCCGGAGCCACAAGCAUCGACUCAAAAGCUUUAGGGAAACUGGGUGGCUGGGCUAUGCUCUUCUUUUUAGUGACCACAUUACUUUCAUCAUUAAUUGGUGUGAUUAUGGCAUUUGUCAUUCAUCCUGGUUCAUCUGAAGGAGCCAAGCAGAAGGUGAUUUACACUGAUGAGAAUGUAUUCGAGAGUAAGGAGGUGGUGGACUCAUUUUUGGACCUAAUAAGAAACAUCUUUCCCUCCAACCUGGUGGCUGCUACUUUUCAGUCGUAUGCUACUGGUUAUAAGUUUCUGAAAAUCAACACGACUGCUUCCAACAUCACUUUGGAAAAGGUUCCAGUGGGUACAAAUGUGGACAGUAUGAACAUUCUGGGCCUAGUUGUGUUUGCUGUGGUGUUUGGUAUAGCUUUGAAGAGUUUGGGCAAGGAUGGGGAGAACCUAAUUAAGUUUUUUAACUCCUUCAAUGAGGCUAAUAUGAUACUCAUAUCCUGGAUCAUGUGGUAUGCCCCGCUGGGUAUCAUAUUCUUGGUGGCUGCUAAGAUUAUUGAGAUGGAGAAUGUAGGGACACUAUUUGCCAGCUUGGGAAAGUAUAUUGCAUGCUGUCUGAUUGGUCAUGUAGUGGAUGGUCUGAUCAUCCUGCCACUACUUUACUUUGUGAUCACACGGAAGAACCCCUACACUUUUCUCAUGGGCAUAAUUCCUGCUUUGGCAACUGCUUUUGGAACCGCGUCCAGUGCUGCAACACUGCCUUUGAUGAUAAAGUGUGUGGAGGAGAACAACGGUAUAUCAAAGCGCAUGAGUCGCUUCAUCCUACCUAUUGGUGCCACUGUCAACAUGGAUGGAGCCGCUUGCUUCCAGUGUGUGGCUGCUGUCUUUAUUGCACAGUUAAAUGACAUUCCACUCAGCUUUGCCCAGAUUAUUACAAUACUGGUGACAGCCACAGCUUCAAGUGUGGGGACUGCAGGGGUCCCUGCUGGAGGUGUGCUGACGCUGGUUAUCAUUCUGGAGGCAGUGGGAUUGCCCACUACGGACCUCUCUCUUAUCCUGGCUGUAGACUGGCUUGUAGAUCGCACCUGCACAGUCAUCAACGUGGAGGGUGAUGCGUUUGUGGCAGGGCUGCUGCAGCACUUGACUGAUCGCAUGAGCAAGAAAGAGGAGGUCGAGCUGGGUGAAGUACUUUUGGAAGAAGCCGAGAAUCCAGUGAAACCUGAGUAG
Neoarius graeffei (lesser salmon catfish) is the source of this 1416-nucleotide messenger RNA. RefSeq names its product neutral amino acid transporter B(0)-like. Lineage: Eukaryota; Metazoa; Chordata; Actinopteri; Siluriformes; Ariidae. The transcript has 8 exons. Gene Ontology annotation, molecular function: L-aspartate transmembrane transporter activity; neutral L-amino acid transmembrane transporter activity; symporter activity. Bases 1 to 1416 code for a protein of 471 amino acids. The record is from RefSeq and is a predicted model, not a curated record. Gene Ontology annotation, cellular component: plasma membrane. Gene Ontology annotation, biological process: L-aspartate import across plasma membrane.